This is a messenger RNA of Pseudo-nitzschia multistriata, 2381 nucleotides long. The record is from the annotation of a GenBank genome assembly. Lineage: Eukaryota; Bacillariophyta; Bacillariophyceae; Bacillariales; Bacillariaceae.
CCACUAUCGUACCGGUACUCGCAAUCUCCUUCUAGCAAGAGGGGCAGAUUUGUACAGAAAUUGCCUUGCCUCCGCGACACGACAAGACACAACACAACACAUAACACACAGCACACAUCACACGACACACAUCGCACAACCAUGGCCAGAACGAACCACACAACCCACAGCGGGCCCCUGUGCCUCUUCCUUUUGGCCGGCUGGUCCGCGGUGAUGCUGGCGAGGUGCCCGGAUGCACUCGUACUUGCCUUUCGGGCACCAACACCGGCGAACGCGGGACGGAUCCAUCGGCGGGUCGGGCCUGCCACCCAUCCGGUGUGCAGCCGCCACCACCACCGGACACCGUCCCAAGCCUUGUUCGCCUUUACGGAGGAGGCCACGAACCAGCCGCCGGAAGACCCCGCCGUCAACGGGUCCGUCAACGGAUCGGCGGCGAACAAAGGCGGCGGGAGCAGCACCACCACGGAUCAUAAGAUUGCCCGCAGGCGCAAGCGCGACCGGCUGCUGCGGUCCCUGCCCCUCAAGGGGGACGAUCUCGACCGGACCAUCCUCAAGACGUGCAUCCCGACGGUCAUGAACCUCAUGGUCGUCCCCCUCGUCAACUCCGUCGACACCUUCUGGGUGGGCCGCCUCGGCGUGGCCAUGGCCCUGGCGGGGCAGUCGGCGGCCAACCAGGCCUGCUUCACCCUCUUCUUCCUCAUUGCCUUUCUCCCCAACAUGACGGCCCCGCUGGUCUCGGAGGCCAUCAGCUCGGGAGACGACAAGGCGGCCCGGGAGCGCGUCUGCGAGAGCCUCUUUCUCUCCAAUCURCUGGGGGCCAUCGGGACCCUCGGGCUGGUGGCCUUUCCCCGCCAGAUCCUCACGGCCCUCCUCCUACCGGCCGACAGCCCGGUACUGGCCUACGCGGCGCCCUACCUCCGGUGGAGGGCCCUGGGGAUGGUCCCGAGCCUCGUCGCCGCCACCGGAUCGGCCGCCUACCGCGGCCUCCUCGACACGGUCACCCCGCUCAAGGUCAGCCUCCUGACGAACGGGGUCAACCUGCUCCUGGACCCCCUGCUGAUCUUUGGCGCGGGCCGGGCGAAAGGCCUGGGCUUUGUCGGGGCCGCAAUGGCCACGGCGGCCUCGGAAACCCUCGGCGGGGCCGUCUACAUWMGGCUCCUCCUCAAGAGGGGACUGGCCAGGGCKAGGCUCCUCUUGCGGCCCCCACCGAUGGCGUCCCUGCUGCCCCUGCUGACCGGGGGGGCCGCGAUGCUCCUCCGGCAGCUCGCCCUCAACGUGAGCUUUCUGGUGGCCACCCGCCGGGCCUCGGUCCUGGAUUCCACCGGGGUGGCCGGGGCCGCCUACGGGAUCACCAUGCAGAUCUACUCGGUCGGGAUCAUCGCGCUGGUGGGGAUGCAGGGGGCCGCCGCGGCCCUGGUUCCGUCCUUCCGUGGCGCCAAGGAAGUGGCCGACCCCUCCGAACGGGACCAGAACGCCCGGAACGCCGCCGAUCGCCUGCUGGGGUGGUCCAGCCUGGCCGGCCUCUUGCUGGGGAUCGGCCAGACCCUCCUGCUGCCGGUUCURGUCCCCCUCUUCUCGACCCUGCCGGAGGUCCGGGAGGCGGUCAAGACCCCYUCGCUCAUUGCCUCGCUGAUCCACGUGGUCAACGGGCCGGUCCUGGCCGGGGAGGGCAUCAUGAUGGGGGUCGGGGCCUACAGGGCCCUCGCCACCGUCACCAUGGGGUACGUGGUGAGCAUGUUCGGCUGCCUGACCUUUACGCCGCUGGGGAAGCGCCUCGACGGGAUCAUGUGGAGCAUCCUGGUCGCGAGCCUCGUCCAGCAGAUCGGCGUCGUGGGGCACUACCUCCGGGUCGGGCCACUGGCYGUCGCGAGGAAACCGAAGACAGACCCACCACCCAUGCAAGGCUCCGGGGGUGGCGACGACGGCGGCGGCGGCGGGGAAGCGCCCCGGCAAACCCGUGUCCCCCUCUGAGCGGGCUUCGAGCAGACGCUCCGGUGUGAUCCGGUGACUUUCAACGCAAUGCGACUGCCUGCCGAACAAACGAGGCGAACCCUUCCAAACACACACAAACCAAAACMCACACCCGCACAUGGACUUGSAAGCCACAAAAAAGGCCGAAGCGACAGUAUUUUGUGGCUUCGCCGCCAGCAGGAACCGAGGCUACGUCAAAMAAUGCAUCGGGAAAUGGGAGAGAUGCCAGCGAUUCCAAAUUCCGUUUCCUUGGUGUAUAAUGACCACACAUUCAUUUUCGUUCCACUUCGAUCGAUUUCUUGAACUACGAAAACCAAGCCAUCGAGUUUCGCUUCUAUUUCUACGAUUCUUAAAAAAUUUCGUAAUUUCUCAAUUAAAAAAUAGUUGUAUAAUACAUUGUACAUAAUAGU